Kluyveromyces marxianus DMKU3-1042 is the source of this 2142-nucleotide messenger RNA. RefSeq names its product i-AAA protease YME1 (gene YME1). The coding region runs from base 1 to 2142 and encodes 713 amino acids. The transcript has a single exon. Gene Ontology annotation, molecular function: ATP binding; metalloendopeptidase activity; ATP-dependent peptidase activity. Gene Ontology annotation, biological process: protein quality control for misfolded or incompletely synthesized proteins; mitochondrion organization. The record is from RefSeq and is a predicted model, not a curated record. Lineage: Eukaryota; Fungi; Ascomycota; Saccharomycetes; Saccharomycetales; Saccharomycetaceae. Gene Ontology annotation, cellular component: mitochondrial inner membrane.
AUGGGUAUAAAUCGCCAGCUUGGUCAACAGAGACAUGCUGGUUUGCAAUAUAAAAGGUUUUACUCCGAUAAAAAAGACGGGAGUGACAACGGUCCAGUAAAACCUGAAGAUGAGGCCAAAGAAUCGGGUGAAGAAUCAUCUGUUGGGCCUGUGUCUCAUGCUGUUUUAGCAUCAAAAGAACAGCAAGCUAAUAAGGAUUUGUCGAAUCCUAAGGCUCAAGCUGAGUUUUAUACUCUUUUGUUAAGAUCAAACUAUCCUCAAUAUGUGGUUUCCAGAUUCGAGACUCCUGGUAUUGCAUCUUCUCCGGAAUGUAUGAGUCUGUACAUGGAAGCCUUACAAAGAAUCGGUAAACAUGCCGAAGCGGAAUCUGUGAGACAGACUUUAUUGGCAACUGCGCCACCAGGCACAGUUAGCCAAUCUCUAGGUUCUGGUACUGGUUCUCCAGUUGCCGGUGCGCCUGGUAUUGCUGGCGCACCUGGCAUGGCAGCACCUGCCUAUCCUGGUGCUAACAACUUUUACAAUCCAUUUAUGGGUUCUAAGAAGGAACCUUUGCAUGUGGUGGUUACUGAAUCAACCUUUUCUAUCGUCUCUAGAUGGUUGAAAUGGCUGAUUGUUUUUGGUGCUGUCACUUACGGUUUAACCGAAGGCUUUAAAUACAUUACGGAACACUCUACCCUUUUCAAGAACAACGAAGUAGCAGAUAAAUCUGUUGAUGUGGCAAAAACAAACGUCAGGUUUGAUGACGUUCGUGGUUGUGAUGAAGCUCGGGCAGAGUUAGAGGAAAUUGUAGACUUUUUGAAAGAUCCUACUAAGUACGAAUCUCUAGGUGGUAAAUUACCUAAGGGUGUGCUUUUGACGGGUCCUCCAGGUACCGGUAAAACUUUGUUAGCAAGAGCAACUGCAGGUGAGGCUGGUGUAGACUUUUUUUUCAUGUCCGGUUCUGAAUUCGAUGAGGUUUAUGUUGGUGUCGGUGCAAAGCGUAUCAGGGAAUUAUUUGCGCAAGCUCGUGCUAGGGCUCCAGCAAUUAUUUUCAUCGAUGAAUUGGACGCCAUUGGAGGCAAACGUAACCCUAAGGACCAAGCUUAUGCAAAACAGACUUUGAAUCAAUUGUUAGUUGAAUUAGACGGUUUCUCUCAAACAAGUGGUAUUAUUAUUAUCGGAGCUACUAACUUCCCAGAAUCCUUGGACAAAGCCUUGACUAGACCUGGUAGAUUUGAUAAGGUCGUUAACGUUGACUUACCAGAUGUUCGUGGACGUGCCGAUAUUUUGAAACAUCACAUGAAGAAAGUCACAGUUGCACCUGAUGUUGAUCCAACCAUUAUUGCUAGAGGUACUCCUGGCUUGUCAGGUGCUGAAUUGAUGAAUUUGGUGAAUCAGGCUGCUGUUUAUGCCUGCCAGAAGAAUGCAAUUGCUGUUGACAUGAACCAUUUCGAGUGGGCAAAGGAUAAGAUCUUAAUGGGUGCUGAAAGGAAAACUAUGGUUCUUACAGAAGCCACUAAAAGAGCUACGGCUUAUCAUGAAGCAGGACAUGCUUUGAUGGCUCUGUACACCCCUGGUGCAACACCAUUGUAUAAAGCUACCAUUUUGCCAAGAGGCAGAGCUUUAGGUAUUACCUUCCAAUUGCCUGAGAUGGACAAGGUGGAUAUUACUAAAAAGGAAUGUCUUGCUAGAUUGGACGUCUGUAUGGGAGGUAAGAUUGCUGAAGAACUGAUUUACGGUAAGGAAAAUACUACUAGCGGCUGUGGUUCAGACUUGCAAAAUGCAACAAAUACUGCUAGAGCUAUGAUCACUCAAUAUGGUAUGAGUGAGCAGGUUGGGCCUGUUAAUCUAGCUGAUAAAUGGGAAUCUUGGUCUGGUAAAAUUCGGGAUAUUGCGGACAAUGAAGUCUUAGAAUUACUCAAGGCUUCAGAGCAAAGGACAAGAGCAUUAUUGGCAGAAAAAGAGCCUGAAUUGCAUAGAUUAGCUCAAGGGCUAAUGGAAUAUGAGACUUUGGACAGUACUGAAAUACAAAAAGUAUGUAAGGGUGAGGUUAUCAACAAACUGAAGAUGGCCACUAACACAGUGAUUGAAGGACCAGACAGUGAUGAUCGUAAGGAGAUAGGUGGUGAUAAAUCUAAGAUCCCUGUACUGAUUAAAGCAUGA